This is a messenger RNA of Vigna radiata var. radiata (mung bean), 744 nucleotides long. RefSeq lists its product as uncharacterized. The record is from RefSeq and is a predicted model, not a curated record. Gene Ontology annotation, molecular function: polysaccharide binding. The coding region runs from base 1 to 744 and encodes 247 amino acids. The transcript has a single exon. NCBI's taxonomy places the organism in Eukaryota, Viridiplantae, Streptophyta, Magnoliopsida, Fabales, Fabaceae.
AUGUGGAGAGAGAGAGCAUUGAUAGUGUUGGUGGUUCUACUCCACCAAAUUCAUGGAGGAGAUGGUUGCUCCCCCAGUUCCUGUGGCAAAGUCACCAACAUAUCUUAUCCAUUCCGAUUGAAAGGAGACCCAGAAGGGUGCGGUCGGUAUGAGCUAUCUUGUGAAAACAAUAUAACGGUGUUAUCUCUGUUAUCUGGAACAUUUCAUGUGGAGGCCAUCAACUACAAUAAUUUCACAAUCCGACUGGUGGAUCCUGGACUUCAACCCACGAACUGCUCCUCCCUUCCCCGCUAUUCUUUGUCUCCCUCCAAUUUCACUGAUCUUUCCCUAGACGCCUUGCGUCCCUUCGGUGGAUUUCUGUAUAACUUUUAUCCUUAUUACGAUGAGUUUUUGUACGAGCAUAUAGUAUUUUUGAAUUGUAGUCAUGGAGUGAGUGGGAACAGUAAGUAUGUGGAUACUGGUGGAUGCGUGAAUUGGGAGUCCAAAGGUUACAUAUACGCUAUGGCUGUUGAUGACCUAUUAGCAAAGGACUUGGAAGUUGGUUGUCAAGUAAAGCAGGUUACUGGCACAUCUUGGUGGGGUUUGGAAACAUAUGAAUAUUCCUAUGCCACGAUCCACACAGCGCUACUUUAUGGAUUUCAGCUUUCAUGGAUUCCUCUCGCCUGUCAUGAUCAUUGUUCAGGUCCUUAUGACUGCUAUUUCAAUUCUUCCAGCAAGAAGCUUCAAUGCCAGGGUAUGACAUAA